This is a messenger RNA of Colletotrichum spaethianum, 207 nucleotides long. RefSeq lists its product as uncharacterized. The transcript has a single exon. The record is from RefSeq and is a predicted model, not a curated record. NCBI's taxonomy places the organism in Eukaryota, Fungi, Ascomycota, Sordariomycetes, Glomerellales, Glomerellaceae. The coding region runs from base 1 to 207 and encodes 68 amino acids.
AUGAUCAACCAAUGCUUGGGCAAUGCCGUAUCCGACACCAGCGCUUGCGCCGGUGAUGAGUACAAACGUCUGCUUCGGUCCUUUGCGUUUGUAGGCCGCGAGAGCCUGGGAGACUGGUGCGAAGUGGAAUCGAACCAAAUCAAUGAAUGCAACCAGGUAGACCAGAAUAGUUACGACGCCGACAGUCGCGAGUAUCUAGAGCCAUAA